Molecule: messenger RNA, 631 nt
Organism: Lactuca sativa (garden lettuce)
Lineage: Eukaryota; Viridiplantae; Streptophyta; Magnoliopsida; Asterales; Asteraceae
Product: sm-like protein LSM8
Biological process (GO): mRNA splicing, via spliceosome
Cellular component (GO): U6 snRNP; U4/U6 x U5 tri-snRNP complex; precatalytic spliceosome
Molecular function (GO): mRNA binding
Source: RefSeq, a predicted model, not a curated record
GUGACUUAACUCGUGACCUUGGGGCAGUCUUCUCGAGCAAUAAGAGUGCGACGAUCGUCCUUUCCUUGCGAUUAACCUCCAUCUCCAAAUUCCAUCACAGAAUACGUGAAGUGAGGCAAGCGACAACAACAAAUCUUCGAGUUUUUUUGCGUUGUUUCUGUAAAAUUAACGAGAUUUCUUCAAUUGAAGGCAUUGAAUCACAACUGGUAUUGUCAAAAUGCUAGGUGGCCCUGGGCUUGAAUCUGUUGUUGAUCAAAUCAUUUCAGUUAUCACAAAUGAUGGAAGAAACAUAGUGGGAGUUCUAAAAGGUUUUGACCAAGCAACAAAUAUAAUUCUGGAUGAAUCUCACGAACGAGUUUAUUCCACCAAGGAAGGAGUUCAACAACUUGUAUUAGGCCUCUACAUCAUAAGGGGUGAUAACAUAAGCAUAAUUGGGGAACUGGAUGAGGAGCUUGAUGCAAGCUUGGAUUUGGCUGAACUGAGAGCUCAUCCUCUAAGGCCUGUUAUUCACUAAUUAUGAUGAUCUUAUUUUAUUAAAUCAUGUGUUUUAGGGGGAGUAAAUGUGAUACAUGAAAACUGAAGUGGUUGCUAUUUGUUAAUGCUAUGUAUUUGUUUUAGCUUUUGGUUGAAA